This is a messenger RNA of Cucumis sativus (cucumber), 2157 nucleotides long. Its product is annotated as SNF1-related protein kinase catalytic subunit alpha KIN10. Bases 280 to 1827 code for a protein of 515 amino acids. NCBI's taxonomy places the organism in Eukaryota, Viridiplantae, Streptophyta, Magnoliopsida, Cucurbitales, Cucurbitaceae. The transcript has 12 exons. Gene Ontology annotation, biological process: intracellular signal transduction; protein phosphorylation. The record is from RefSeq and is a predicted model, not a curated record. Gene Ontology annotation, molecular function: protein serine/threonine kinase activity; ATP binding; protein binding.
ACAAUUGGAGAGAAAGAAACAAAGAAAAGAGUUUUUCUCUCUCUUGGAAUCCAUUGCACAGGUCGUUGCGCGCUCUCGCAUCGGUCCCAACAUCCAUUGCUACGCCUCGUUGCCCUUUCCCUUCACUCACAACCAGCAUUCACCUUCUUCUUCCUCAGAUCUACACUCACCAUCGCUUUCACUUUCAGGUUCCAAUUUGCUGGUUUCUAAUCCAUUUUGUUUCGAUCUCUGUCUGGUGCCCUUCCUUGAAUCUCAUAGGAAUCUUCCCUGAGCUGUCAAAUGGAUGGACCAACUGGUCGCAGCGGCGGUGGCAUGGAUAUGAAUGUACCAAACUAUAAGCUUGGGAAAACCCUUGGCAUUGGUUCAUUUGGGAAAGUGAAAAUUGCGGAACAUGCUUUAACUGGUCAUAAAGUUGCUAUUAAGAUCCUUAACCGCCGAAAGAUAAAAAACUUGGAUAUGGAAGAAAAAGUGAGAAGAGAGAUUAAAAUAUUGAGAUUGUUCAUGCAUCCUCACAUUAUACGGCUCUAUGAGGUUAUAGAGACCCCAUCAGACAUUUAUGUUGUGAUGGAGUAUGUAAAAUCUGGGGAGCUCUUUGACUAUAUUGUAGAAAAGGGAAGGUUGCAGGAGGAUGAAGCCCGUAAUUUUUUCCAACAGAUCAUCUCUGGUGUGGAGUACUGCCACAGGAAUAUGGUAGUUCACAGAGAUCUCAAGCCAGAGAACUUGCUUUUAGACUCUAAAUGCAAUGUGAAGAUUGCUGAUUUUGGUUUGAGCAACAUAAUGCGUGAUGGUCACUUUCUGAAGACAAGUUGUGGGAGUCCCAAUUAUGCUGCCCCAGAGGUCAUCUCCGGGAAAUUAUAUGCUGGACCUGAAGUAGAUGUCUGGAGUUGUGGUGUGAUUUUGUAUGCUCUUCUAUGUGGCACUCUUCCUUUUGACGAUGAAAACAUUCCCAACCUAUUCAAGAAAAUAAAGGGUGGAAUCUAUACUCUUCCAAGUCAUUUAUCAUCUGGUGCUAGAGAACUGAUUCCUAGUAUGCUGGUGGUUGACCCAAUGAAGCGCAUCACGAUCCCCGAGAUUCGCCAGCACCCAUGGUUUCAGGCUCAUCUUCCACGCUAUUUGGCCGUGCCUCCACCUGAUACAAUGCAACAGGCAAAAAAGAUCGAUGAAGACAUUCUUCAGGAGGUUGUAAAGAUGGGAUUUGACAGGAACCAGCUGGUGGAAUCUCUUCGUAACCGAAUUCAAAACGAGGCUACUGUUGCUUAUUAUUUGUUGCUGGACAACCGGUUUCGUGUUUCUAGUGGCUAUCUUGGAGCUGAGUUUCAGGAGACUAUGGAAACUGGAUUCAACCGUAUGCACCCUAGUGAUCCUACAAAUCCUGCUGUAGGACACCGCCUUCCUGGAUAUAUGGAUUAUCAAGGAAUGGGCUUGAGAGCACAGUUUCCUGUUGAGAGGAAGUGGGCUUUGGGAUUACAGUCUCGAGCUCAUCCUCGUGAAAUUAUGACUGAAGUUCUUAAGGCCCUACGGGAGCUUAAUGUGGCUUGGAAGAAGAUUGGGCACUACAAUAUGAAAUGCAGAUGGCUACCUGGAAUUCCAGGCCAUCAUGAAGGCAUGAUCAACAACCCUGUGCAUAGUAAUCAUUACUUUGGGGAUGAGUCUACCAUCAUUGAAAACGACGGAGUUGUAAAAUCGCCGAAUGUUAUUAAGUUUGAAGUACAGCUGUACAAAACACGCGAAGAGAAGUAUUUGCUUGAUCUACAGAGGGUUCAAGGCCCCCAGUUCCUUUUCCUGGAUCUUUGUGCUGCCUUCCUUGCCCAGCUUCGAGUCCUCUAAAAAGCACAUAAUUUCAACUCAUGGGAUGAUGAGCUUGUGAAUGAAGAUUUCACAUGCAUAACUUAUUUAUCAUCUUACAGAAUCUUAGUUCUCCUUCCCUCUUUAGAUGGAUAGUUCAGUCUUGUGUAAAUCUGAUUUUCGGUAGUAGAAGUUGUCGAUCUCGGCAUCCAAUAUUGAUUGGUGAUGCCUGUUACCUUGCCCCUCUUCAUUACCAACAAAAAGGAAAAAAAAAAAUCUAUUUAACUUCUUAUGAAGUGUUGUAAUUUAAAGACAUUCUCGUGUUUCGUAUCUCUUUCGCUUGCAGUUGCUCCUUGGCUGUCGUUUUCUCUU